This is a messenger RNA of Rosa rugosa (rugosa rose), 1414 nucleotides long. Its product is annotated as protein PIN-LIKES 3-like. The record is from RefSeq and is a predicted model, not a curated record. The transcript is spliced from 10 exons. The coding region runs from base 97 to 1236 and encodes 379 amino acids. Gene Ontology annotation, biological process: endoplasmic reticulum to cytosol auxin transport. Gene Ontology annotation, cellular component: membrane. NCBI's taxonomy places the organism in Eukaryota, Viridiplantae, Streptophyta, Magnoliopsida, Rosales, Rosaceae.
UAUAUUUAUACGCGAAGGAGAGGAAGUAGGAAGUAGGAGGUUGAAGCCCAUUUUGGUUUCUGAGUGAGAGGGGUGAAGAGCUUGUAAGUUUCAGCAAUGGCGCUUCUGCAGCUCUUCAUCACCGCCUCGAUUCCGGUCUUGAAAGUCCUCUUGAUCACUGCACUUGGCUCCUAUCUUGCACUUGAGCGCGUUAAUAUUCUGGGGGAAGAAACCAGGAAGAACUUGAACACCGUUGUAUUUUAUGUAUUCAGUCCAGCUCUGGUGGGAACUAACGUUGCCCAGACCAUUACAUAUGACGGUAUGAUUAAACUGUGGUUUAUGCCUGUGAACAUCCUAAUCACCUUCAUUGUUGGUUCUGUACUUGGAUGGAUACUCAUCCAAUUAGCAAGACCACCUCCACAUCUCCGAGGCCUCAUUUUGGGAUGCUGUGCGGCUGGAAAUUUGGGGAACUUGCUCCUCAUUAUAAUCCCAGCAGUCUGUAAAGAAAAGGGAAGCCCAUUUGGAGUUCCUGAUGUCUGUCACACUUAUGGAAUGGCUUAUGCAUCACUUUCAAUGGCAAUAGGAGCCAUUUACCUUUGGUCCUAUGUGUAUAACAUUGUGAGGAUAUCUUCAAAGAGGAGUACCCAAGACUCCCCCCAGUCUUUGAAGGAACCCUCCGAAUCAAACCAAAUAGAACCUCAGAGUAAAUCCAAGAACUGUUUAGUGAGAAUGUUUCAAAUUCUAAAUCUGAAAACGAUAUUUGCCCCUUCAACUAUUGGAGCGAUUGUUGGGUUUGCAAUCGGAGUCAUCCCUCAGAUUCGUAAACUAAUGAUAGGAGAUGGUGCUCCUCUAAGGGUGAUCCAUGGCACUACUAACUUGUUGGGAGAUGGAGCUAUCCCCGCUCUCACUUUGAUAAUUGGAGGAAACCUCCUUAAAGGUUUGAGAGGGUCAGGAAUACAGAAAUCUAUUGUUGUUGGGAUCAUAAUCGUUCGUUACGUGUUCCUGCCUCUUACAGGCAUAUUGAUCAUUAAAGGGGCGCUAAAAUUUGGCCUAGUGCACUCUGAUCCAUUGUAUCUUUUUGUUCUCCUUAUUCAGUAUACACUCCCACCUGCAAUGAACAUAGGAACGAUCACCCAAUUGUUCGGAGCAGGAGAGAACGAAUGUUCAGUAAUCCUGCUGUGGACUUAUGUAUUUGCAACAGUAUCACUUACUUUAUGGUCUGCCUUCUUCAUGUGGUUUGGGGCCAGGCAAGUGUGAAACAGCUACAAAUUAAGCAUCUCAUUCAAGCAAAAUCUAAAUCAUUCAUCUCAGUUCUGAUGGAAAUUCGUUACAUAAAGAUAAUAUUUUCCAAAUUGUAAGCAACAGAGGGACCACUGUAAAUGUUGUAUUAGGUUCUGAAUCAAAUGCAAAGUAGCAAUACGCUUUUACAGAUCAA